Psammomys obesus (fat sand rat) is the source of this 5392-nucleotide messenger RNA. It is a transcript of the gene Slc68a1, whose product is annotated as major facilitator superfamily domain containing 13A. Lineage: Eukaryota; Metazoa; Chordata; Mammalia; Rodentia; Muridae. The record is from RefSeq and is a predicted model, not a curated record. The transcript has 10 exons. The coding region runs from base 2750 to 4291 and encodes 513 amino acids.
GGCCCGCGGCCCGGGAGAGGGGGCAGGAGGCGGCAGGACUCGGGGACCGAUCUGAUACAAAGGACAAGCCCGAGAGUGGGGCGAGAAUGCGUUGCGGGGCACCUGAAAGGGAGAUCCCAACUGAGCAAACCCGGAAGAUGAUGACCCUGGCCUGGACAUUGGCGGAGCAGGAUUUGAUAAGAGGGGGUGUACGGGGAAAGCGGGAGGUGCUGAGAUUUGCAGGCAAAGCCUGCUUUGAACCUUGGCUCCACACCUCGUAGUUGGUGACUGUGGGACAAUUGUUCAGCCUUCAGCCUUGGAAGCCUUGCUUGCUUCUGUAGGUGGGAACAGUAGCGCAGUAGUGGAUGUGGAAGCCAGGCCUGUCCUAAAUGCCUGAGAGCCAGCGCACAGUCACAUCCAGGGGCUUUUGGGUUUUGGGUUUUUGGGGAUGGAAAGUACCAUAUGAAUCAAAGCGUGGAGGUGGCAUUUAAAAAAGAAUUUGGAGGAUGACACAUGGGAAAGGCUGGGACGCUGCAGGCGGGACAUCCAUAUUGAAUACUGCAAUGACAGCUUAGCUGGGAGUGGUACAUACACCUGAAAUUCCAGCACUGGGGAGGCUGAGGCAGGAGGAUUGCCACAAGUUUGGGGUCAGUCUGGUCUACCUACAGAGUUUCAGGCCAGCAAAGGACACGUAGUGAAAUCCUACCUCAACCAACCAACCAACCAAACAAAGGCCUUAGUUACAUAUUUAUCAGAGAGGUCCCUAACUGAUUUUUAAAGAAAAUGUAUCUUUUUUGUAUCUAAGAUGUGCGUAUGUAUACACAUGUGUGUACAUGUUUGCAUUUAAGAAUGUAUGUGCCUGGUGACAGUGUGUAGAAGUCAGGGGACAACCUCAGGUGUUGGUCCUUGCCUUCCACUCUUAAAAAAAAAAACAAACUUUUCUUUUUUAAGAUAAGGUCUCACUAUGUAGUGCUGGCUGGCUGGUCUGGAGCUUACUUUGUAGACUAGGCUGGCCUUGAACUCACAGAGAUCUGCCUGAAUUGUCUACUGAGUGCCUGGCCCUUGAACUUUUUUUUUUUUUUUUUUAAGAUUUAUUAAUCUUAUUUGCAUGUGUGUUACCCAGGUGUACGGAUGUGUAUCAUCUGUGUGCAGGAACCAAUGGAGGCCCUAAGGAGGCAGUGGAGCCCCUGGGCCUGGAGUUACGGAUAGUUGUGAGCCACCAGGUGGGUGCUGGGAGCUAAACAUGGGCCCUAUGCAAGAACAAUAACGCUUCUAACCACUGAGCCAUCCCUCCAGCCCUCGUCUUCCGUUUUUAUACAGGUUCUGUGGAUCCACCACAGGUCUUGGGGCUUGCACAGCAAGUACUUUCACACUCUAAGCCAUAUCCCCAACUCCCAGGGGAUUUUUAAAGGUUACAAAACCCAGUCAGAGCUAUUGUUUAUGUUCCUUUUGCAUUUGAGCUCCACUUUGAGAGAGUUGGUAUUAACAUUCCACGGGCCCAGAGAAAGGAAGUAGCUGGCCCAACGCCACCAGCUAAGCUGUUCCCAGGGCAGACCUCCAACUCUUCCGCAAGGUGAGGUAUGUGAGAGAGUGGGGAGCUUGGUUGCCAGUUACAGGUUCCGGGCUAUGGAGCUUAUGCAACUAGGGCAAUGUGGGCUCCGAGCUAUUCGGAGGCAAGCCUCCGUGCUCUUGCGCAGUGGGUUGAGGGUAGGAAGACCAGAGGAGGAGGGCUGUUUGCUGACAGAGAAGUAGAAUCUGGAGGAGAAACCGUCACACCCUCCUCCGGCCUCUCCCGGGCUGGCUCACCUGCUUCCACCUGAGGUCUGUGAUGGGGCUUUCUUUCUGGAGGUCUUCUUGAGUGUUCUCAUUUGCAGGCUUCCUCUCUGACUGGGUCUGGGUCCUAGGAUAUUCCACCAGCUCUGACCCAGUAUUCUUUAAGAAAAAGCUUGCCUUGGGAGUAGAGACAGGCAGAUUUUUAUGAGUUACAGGCCAUCCUGGUCUAAAGUUCCAGGCUACAUGGUGAGAUGUGUCUUAAGAAAGGAAAAGCUAGUUUUUGAGCAUCUGCCAUGCGCCUAGCAUGGUGCCCUGGGUUUCCUCAGUGUUAGUUUAAUGCUGGCUGUGUUUUUUUUGCAGACAGCUCUUAUUUCGGCAUCUUUCAGGCUCAGAGGAGUGAAAGGUCAAGGUCACCUGUGGGAAGUAGUUGUGGUUUAAGUCCUUCCUCUUCUCAUGGCAAAAACUGUGCCCUUUCUGUCUCAUCACCCUCCAAGGUCUACACUCGCCUCAGCAUGGGUUUGGGAAGCUAACUCAUGGAGGAGGAAGGUUCACCUCCUUGAUUUCUAUGCACUGACAAGGGUCAGUUUGCAGGAGUGGCUCUGCCAAAGACUAUGGUUUUAACAGAGGAGCUCUGAAAGUGCUGAGGUGACUGUCGUAAUUAUUGUUCUAUUGCUGUGAAGAGACACCAUGAUCAAGACAACCUUGAUCAUAAAAGAAAGCCUUUAGCUGCAUGUGGUGGCACACAUCUUUAAUUCCAGCACAGGGGAGGCAGAGGCAGGCGGACAGCCAGGACUAGGAGAGAAACCUUGUCUCAAAAACAAGAAGAAGAAGAAAGAAGAAGAAGAAGAAGAAGAAGAAGAAGAAGAAGAAGAAGAAGAAGAAGAAGAAGCAUUUAACUGGAGGCUUACAGUUUCAAAGGAGACAAGAAUGGUCAGACUGGCAAUGUCUGUGAGCCCUCCUCAGCGCUCCUGGGGCUGAGGCUUGGCCACCACCAGCCAUGAGGCUAGGCUGGCCCCAACGCAGGCUGCUGGGCCUGCCCACAGCUGUGGUGUAUGGCUCCUUGGCUCUCUUCACCUCCAUCCUGCAUAAUGUGUUCCUGCUGUACUACGUGGACACCUUUGUCUCCGUGUAUAAGAUCAACAAAGUGUCCUUCUGGGUUGGAGAGACUGUAUUUCUCCUCUGGAACAGCUUCAACGACCCCCUCUUCGGCUGGCUCAGUGACCGCCAGUUCCUCAGCUCCCAACCGAGGUCAGGAGCUGGGCUCUCCUCCAGAGAUGUGGUGCUGACUCGGGUGCGGGCGCUAGGCUGGCACGGGCCGCUGCUGGCACUGUCCUUCCUGGCAUUCUGGGUGCCCUGGGCCCCUGCUGGCUUGCAGUUCUUACUGUGCCUGUGCCUCUAUGAUGGCUUCCUGACACUCGUGGACCUCCACCAUCAUGCCUUGCUGGCCGACCUGGCUCUCUCAGCCCAUGACCGCACCCACCUCAACUUUUACUGCUCCCUCUUCAGUGCCGCUGGCUCCAUGUCUGUCUUUGCCUCCUACGCCUUUUGGAACAAGGAAGACUUCUCCUCCUUCCGUGCCUUUUGUGUGGUACUAGCUGCCGGCUCUGGGCUGGGCUUUCUGGGAGCCACACAAUUGCUGAAGUGGCGCAUUGAGGCAACCAGAAGGGCCACGAGUAGCUCGGCCCUGCUCAUGGAUGGCGGUGCGUGUGAAGAGGCGCUGCUGGUGGGCGGUGGGGAAGCAGGCACCAUCACCUUGGGCCAGUACCUCCGGCAACUGGCACACCACCAAAACUUCCUGUGGUUCGUGGGCAUGGACCUGGUACAGGUGUUUCACUGCCACUUCAACAGCAACUUCUUCCCCCUCUUCCUGGAGCACUUGUUGUCCGAGCACAUCUCCCUCUCCACCGGCUCCUUCCUGCUGGGCAUCUCCUAUGUUGCUCCUCAUCUCAACAACCUCUACUUCCUGCCCCUGUGCCGACGCUGGGGUGUCUAUGCAGUGGUGCGGGGCCUCUUCCUGCUCAAGCUGAGCCUUAGCCUCCUCAUGCUGUUGGCUGGCCCAGACCACCCUGGCCUGCUUUGCUUCUUCAUUGCCAGCAACCGUGUCUUCACGGAGGGCACCUGUAAGCUGCUGACCCUGGUGGUCACUGACCUGGUGGAUGAGGACCUGGUGCUGAACCAUCGGAAACAGGCAGCCUCCGCGCUUCUCUUUGGUAUGGUUGCCCUCGUGACCAAGCCUGGCCAGACCUUUGCCCCACUGCUGGGCACCUGGCUUCUCUGCUUCUACACAGGUCACGACCUUUUUCAGCAGCCCCCAGUGACGUCUGUGGGGAGUGUCCGGCCAUGGCCAGAGCCGCCAGCGCAGGCGCCGACACUCCGCCAGGGUUGCUUCUACCUGCUGGUGCUGGUGCCCAUCACCUGCGCACUGCUGCAGCUCUUCACCUGGUCCCGGUUCACACUGCACGGGAGACGCCUGCGUAUGGUCAAGGCCCAGCGACAGAACCUGGCCCAGAUCCACACGCUGGACAUUAAGGUGGUGUGAGAGGUGUGGCAAGGCCACGCUGCGGAGGUCGCUAUCCUGGCCCCAGCAGUAGCCUCUUGUGCCAGCCAGCAUCCUGCUUCCUCAUCUCUGCGUGCAGCCCAAAGAACAGAUGGCAUGGGGGCGCUCCUGGGGCGGAACCGGGAGCAUCACUGAGGUCUGCCCUUCAUCAGCCAUCUGCCUCAGCUUGGCCAAGGGCUGAGCUAUACGUGCUCAGGGACCUGCAACUUCUGUGGGGCAGGAAAAAAAAAUGAGGAUCAGAAAGGGUAGGGCUCAGUGUGGUGCACAAGGAUCCAUUUCAGAAAGGCUUCCAGGACCACAAGAAAGUAACUUGACAGCCGCAGCCCAUUGGCUGGGCCAUGUGCCCUGGAGCCUGCACCUGGAUCGCCUGCACGAGCGCAGCUGGGGCUGUCUACACAGUGGGCUUCUGGGCCGUGACUGCGCCUUUUGCCCACUCAGGCGAAGCUCACUCAAAGUGCCAUUUGCCCCUCCUUCUGGUUGUUUCUUCUGCUUCACCUCUGCUUGCAUUGGUGUCCCCUUUCUGCUGUAGGGCUCCCCAGAGCCCAACAGGCCUCAAAACCCUUGAGGCUCAACUCAUUCCUGAUCCAGUAAAGCCAGUCAUUCCUAUUCAAGUCUGAGCCGUGUGUGUGUGUGUGUGUGUGUGUGUGUGUGUGUGUGUGUGUGUGUGUGUCUGUGUGUCUGUGUGUCUGUGUGUCUGUGUGUGUUGGGGGGGCAGCUAGGCAGGGUUGGUGGGGGCUGGGAAACAGGAAAAGUACUCCAAAAUCUCAUCUUCCUAGAGAUAAUAGAACAAAAAUGCAAAUUGUAAGCUGAUUUAUGCCCAUGCUCUCAAUAUUUGGAAGGCUGAAGCAGGAUUGCUUCAGGUUCAAAGCUAGCCUAGAAAAAAAUGAAAACAUCAAGAAAACUGACAGUGUGACCAAGUCAGUCUAGCAGACUGCUGGGUGAUGGGGCCUGGAGCCAGUUACCGCAGAGUACUCCCCAUAUGCCACUGUUGGACACAACUGUCAAAAAGGAGCCUGUUAGGCCAGGGGCUCAGCCCAGAACCCACCUGAAGAGCUUCCGAAUAAAGAGGUCUGAUGUAAUAAA